GAUUGUCCGUACAUACCCUCCGGCACUGGGUUCCUUCCUGUCCCCCAACGCUUUCAUAAUUCUGCUCAACGUCAGGUUCCGGACAAUCAGCAAACCUUAGACGAUUGCCUUGACAAGCCACCACUGCGCACGUGAGCAUCUAUUGCAUUAUAUCAGGCGGCGUCGCGGGCUCUCUGGGCGUUGCCAUCGAGUCUGCAUUGUAUUUCCUGUCGUAUAUUCUGUCUUGACCCGCUUCCUGCCACCAUGCUUCCUCCCAUUCCAGCCUUGGCGGACUAUGGCAUCUCGCCGGAUCACGGCUUCCUCCCGCCGGAGCCUCCCUUGGAGGUCUUGCCAGACCCUUAUUACGCCAAGUGGGAGUGGGUCGUUUCCAACCUGCAGGCUCUCCUAACGAGCCGGAGGAUCCGGGAGGUGGUCGAUCAUAUGUCUAUACUGUCUACAUCGUAUCUUCAGUCCGAGGGGGAGUGGCGGCGGGCAUACGUCGUACUGGUCUUUAUGCUACAUGGGUAUGUCUGGGGUGGAAGCAGGCCGGCCGAGAAAAUCCCGCCCCAGCUGACCGUCCCCUUAUUCGACGUCUGCGAGCACCUGGGUUUGCCACCCGUGGCCACCUAUGCAGGGGUGUGUUUGUGGAACUACAAGCCUAUUUUCCCCGACGAGCCGAUCGAUGAUCUGCGGAACCUCGACAGCGUCAACACCUUCACGGGGUCACUGGAUGAGAAGUGGUUCUAUUUGGUCUCUGUGGCCAUCGAGGCUCGUGGGGCCCCGUCGAUCCCGCUAGUGCUGCAGGCCAUCGCGGCAGCGCGGGCUGGAAAUAGUCUGGUUGUCACCGAGUGCCUGCAGCGACUCGCGGAGGUGCUGGACGAGGUGGGGGCGCUGCUGGAGCGCAUGUACGAGCAUUGCGACCCGUACGUGUUCUACCACCGCAUCCGGCCCUACCUGGCGGGGAGCAAGAACAUGGCGGAUGCCGGUCUCCCGCACGGUCUGUUGUACGACGACGGAAGCGGUGAGCCGGCGUACCGUCAGUACGGCGGCGGCAGCAAUGCCCAGAGCUCUUUGAUUCAGUUCUUCGACAUCGCCCUGGGCAUCGAGCACCGUCCGACGGGCGAAAUGCGUCCGAGCAGUACCCCGUUGAAGGACGAGAAGGAGGGUGUGGCCGGGGCGCCCCGCCACGGCUUCAUCCAGGAGAUGCGCUCAUACAUGCCGGCGGCGCACCGGCGCUUCCUGGAACAUGUCAACGCCGUGGCCAACAUCCGAGCGUACGUCGAAGCACGACGCUCGGACAAGGCCCUGUGCAUUGCAUACGAUGCGUGUCUGUCGAUGCUGCGGGCGAUGCGGGACAAGCACAUUCAGAUUGUAUCACGCUACAUCAUCAUCCAGUCCCGGGACGCCCGUGCGAGUCGCCCCGCCCGAGCCACCAACCCCAAACAAUCCAUCAACCUGGCGACGGCCCGACAUGGCGAGAAGCCCGACAGCAAAAAACUACGGGGCACGGGUGGAACCGCCCUGAUUCCGUUCCUGAAACAAGCGCGGGACGAGACGGGCGAGCCGGCCAUCGACGCCUGGGCCCGACGGCUAUUGAGCACGGGACCAUCGGAGUCGAGCUUUGCGGCGCUGAGCAAGGUAGACGAGGACCACGACGGUCAUUUGCAGGUGGUGGGACUGUCGGGGACGUGGGCAGCGGACGACAGUGAGGGGGGGAUCUGUCAUUGGUAGCAUUGCAUAUACUUUGAGCGGAUCGUAAUUCAGAUAGCAUGGAUGACGAGGAUGCGGG
Messenger RNA from Aspergillus ibericus CBS 121593, 1768 nucleotides. Its product is annotated as indoleamine 2,3-dioxygenase. Gene Ontology annotation, biological process: 'de novo' NAD+ biosynthetic process from L-tryptophan. Gene Ontology annotation, molecular function: heme binding; metal ion binding; indoleamine 2,3-dioxygenase activity. Lineage: Eukaryota; Fungi; Ascomycota; Eurotiomycetes; Eurotiales; Aspergillaceae. Gene Ontology annotation, cellular component: cytoplasm. The transcript has 2 exons. The coding region runs from base 244 to 1710 and encodes 488 amino acids. The record is from RefSeq and is a predicted model, not a curated record.